UGUGGUUGUAAGUUAAAGAAUGGUGGGAAAAUGUCACCUUGUGGUUAUCCUGGUUUCCAUCAUUGACACCUUUGCCAUAUCGAGGCACAUCCAUAGGGGUCAUCUCUUCUGCGUUGAGGUGUGUCUCCAGAAAAGAACCUGCUCUGCGGUUGUGUAUAACACCAUUCACAAUACCUGUCAGGUACAGCAUGAGACAGCAGAGGAAGAUGAGCUAAUCUUUCCAACAGCAUCCGUAUGGGGUCUGAGUCUUGAAGGUGCCUCGGAUCAAAUAGGCAACGAGACAUUCAAGAUGUGGUGUGUUCCCGCAAAAAAUGCACUGCAACAAGCUAUGCAUGAUAUUGUGUGCAUGGCGAACAGUGUGCAAGAUUCCUCCAACAAGAAGGAAGCGGAAGACAUAAAUGUUCAAAUAAAAAGCCCAACACUAGGUUCAAUUGGUGGAGUAGAAAACGCCACAUCCUCAAAUAAGUCCAUUUCAGCCGUGCAUACAACACUCAACAAACCAUCGGACGGAAAAACCAAUCGCUCAUCUGACUCCAGCAGGAAAUCCAGUGCAUCUGUACGCGUUACAGAGACAUUGCAUGGGCACCAAACAACAGGAGGUGGCUCCAUAGGUGGUGCAACAACGCAGGGUGGUUUUAGAGACAUUGCAACAAGAGGAGGUGGUUCAGGGGGCACUGCAACAGCAUUUGAUGGUUCUGAUGCAACAGCAAGUACGGAAGGGAGAACAGAUCGUACAACUCGAGAUGACGUGCAGCUCCAAUCAUUUAGAAAGACUAGAUCAUAUUUAGAUACAACAUUUGAUGGUUCUGAUGCAACAGCAAGUACGGAAGGGACAACUCGAGAUGACGUGCAGCUCCAAUCAUUUAGAAAGACCGGAUCACUUUUAGAUACGAGUAUAGAACAACAAAAAUCAACAGCUCCAAGUGUACCCAGAAGAUUCUCGACUGAGGAGGUUCCAGAGAGUAUCCAUGAAACAGUCACAGAUCAGGCAGCUUCGAGGGAUCACUCAAUAUCUGUAGAACAGUCUACUCAUCAUGUUAAAUGCACAUGUAAGUUACAUUUCGAUGAUAAUUAA
Messenger RNA from Haliotis rufescens (red abalone), 1075 nucleotides. RefSeq lists its product as uncharacterized. The record is from RefSeq and is a predicted model, not a curated record. The transcript is spliced from 3 exons. NCBI's taxonomy places the organism in Eukaryota, Metazoa, Mollusca, Gastropoda, Lepetellida, Haliotidae. Bases 20 to 1075 code for a protein of 351 amino acids.